Molecule: messenger RNA, 2754 nt
Organism: Pogona vitticeps (central bearded dragon)
Lineage: Eukaryota; Metazoa; Chordata; Lepidosauria; Squamata; Agamidae
Gene: UBOX5
Product: U-box domain containing 5
Biological process (GO): protein polyubiquitination
Cellular component (GO): nucleus
Molecular function (GO): ubiquitin-ubiquitin ligase activity; ubiquitin protein ligase binding
Source: RefSeq, a predicted model, not a curated record
UGUCCCCAGCCGCUGGCCGUAGGCUCCUUCCGGGCCAGGGGCGCUGACGCGCGUGAGGCGCCACGUGACCGGAAGUCCCCUCGGUGCGGCGGAAAGAGUUGAGCUGAAGAUUGGGAAGGUGAGCUUCACUCCCGGCCCCAAAAAUGGUGAUCAAUGUCUGCCUUCCACAAUUCAAGCCGAGAAUUCACUGCAACAAGAUCUCUACUGACGGUUAUGAAGUAGAAAACCUGAUCUCGGAAGACCCUGCCAAAAGAAACCGCGGAUUCCGCUGCGAAUAUUUCAUCAAGCCCCCCGUCCACGUGACUCUUUCUUUCCCAUUCAACGUUGAAAUUAGUCGGGUUAAUCUAGACAUCUCCUCUGGCGGUUGCCACAAUGUCAUGGGACUAGAUCUCUUCACCUCUACCUCGUCCAGUAAAGCCUCUUGGAGCGGCCCCGAGCCUCCAUUCUCAACCAGCCAGCCCGCCUUGGACAAAGAGGUGUUCACUCUGGUGGGCAAAGCUGUGCUGAAGAACCAAAGCAAAGUCACCUUCAGCCACCGAGGCUUCAAGCCGAGGCCUCCUUUCCACCAUCCGAUGGACUCUCUUUUCUCCUUUUCUGGCUCGGCAUCCCUGGACUUGUGGAGUAAAGGCCCGACCUCCUUGAGUAGCGUUUCCCACUUGAAAAUCUGCAUCACCCACGUGGCUGGCGGGGGCCUCCCUUGCAUUAAGAAAGUGGAGGUUUGGGGCCAACCGGCCAAAUCCUGCUCUCGUGAGGUGGUGGACAACGUCCUCAGAGUGGCUUCCGAGUCCUUGGCGCUAGGCUUUGGAGGGGGACAGGCCGCCGGCCUCCCGUCUCCGAUGGAGAGUGACCUUAUCCCCUUCAGCAGCUCGGAGAGCCAGGAACAAAGGUUGAUGGACGCCAUUCCGGAUGUCCCCGAAGAGUUCCUGGACCCCAUCACGCUGGAGGUCAUGACUGUCCCCGUGCUGCUGCCUUCGGGCAAGGUGAUCGACCAAGAGACACUAGAGAAGUGCAACCGGAGCGAAGCCUCUUGGGGACGGGUGCCCAGUGAUCCCUUCACCGGAGUGGCUUUCAGCCAGCACUCCCAGCCCGUUCCCCAUCCCUCCCUCAAGGCCAGAAUAGAUCACUUCCUCCUUCAGCACAGCGUCCCUGGCCUUCAGCUGGUAGGGAGAAAUCGGGCUUCGGGGACCAUGGUGGCCUCUUCCAUCGCCAUGUCUUCGCUGAAAAGGAAAAUCGACCGGGUGGAACAGAACCCGGGCCGCCAGGGCAAGACCGAGCACUUCCAUUUUACUCCCACAAACUUUGUCGUUGCCUCUGCCUUGGAGUCCCCUGCUAAAAAAAUGAAAGUGGAGUGUGAUUCCAACACCUCCCAAAUGGACUGCUCAACAGAUCCGGUUUCUCAUGAGCAGAGGCUUUCGGAAAGCUUGGAUAGCGCCUUGAACUCUGCCCUCAGCCAUAUGCCUUCGUUCACCACGACCUUGACUAAAGGCCAACAGCCGCCCAACCACAGCAGCAGCUCCAGCAGUCUGUGGAACACAAGCAGCGCACACGAGCACACCCGGAGCGGCACUGGUAGCACCCAAGGAUGUUCCUCCUGUUCUCGAACCUUUUCUGUGUACUUCAAGACAGAACCAGUAUACCAGCUCCCUUGUGGCCACCUCGUGUGCCGCGCUUGCCUGGCUGAGAAGCAGAAAUCUUUAUCGCUACUGUGCAUGAAUUGUCAAAGGUUGGUCGCCACACAGGACAUCACGAGGGUCCAUUUCUGACAUGCCUUCUCCUGAUCCAGCUCCUGGAGAUGAUGGGCGGUUGAAGAAACUCAUGAGCUGGUGGUGGUGGGGGAACCAAGGAGUAGGAGAUACCACAUCUCACCCCCCCCUCCUUUGAGUCAUGCAGAGAGGGGAUGCUACAUAACCCUUGCAAAAACAGAGCUCUGUGCGGUUCUCAAGAGCACUUAUUGCCCCACAGGAGACUAGGUGGGGCUGGAGCAUUGUACAUGGUGCCAGAGCUAUAAGUGAGCAAAGGAUAAUAAAGCCAUAUGCUUCUCUAACUUUUUUUGUUCCAGAAAAUCUCAUUUCAUUUACAGAAGCAGCUGCCAUGGGGACUACACAGUGUUCUGUUUCAUUUCUGCCCCUUUUCAGGGGUGUGGUCAUGUAACACCUUGGAUCCACCCUCCCGGAAGAUCUGUUCCGUAAGAAAGGUUUUGGGUUGUAGUAAAUAAAAUACAGGAAACUGUGUCUGCUCUGGAUGGAUUGACUCAGAUAAGGAAGCUUUGGGCUUUUGCUUGUAAGAUCUGAGCAGGGGCCAUUAAUGAUCUUAUCUUUUGGAGGUUGUUGACUUUACAGGGUUGCCCUAAGUCAGAGCAUGCAGCGACACCACUUGCCGUGGCACCUGUCUGUUGCGGGCAUCGUCUGGGUGCCAUUUCCCCCUCCCCCUGCCCCCAAAAUGCAAAGAAAGAAAACAAAAACCUUCCAGCUUCUAGUAAGUAGGGUCACCAAUUUCUGACGGUCACGUUAACUACCUGGCAAUGAGAAACAGUGGGCAGUUGUUAAGCAGUACUGGUGCCAAUUUUUCCUUGGCUGUGUAACCUGUAUAAAAAGUCUCUCUGUGUUAUCUGUUCACACAUGAUUGUGGUCACUCUUGAUUUCUUCUCAGCAACAAGGUGGGAGGCGUAGUCAGCUCUCCUCCUGUCUAGCAGAGUAAAAUGCAAGCCUUAAUAAAAAAUUACGGUCAGAAGUCACUGGCCUUGCUUUGGCUUAA